Molecule: messenger RNA, 1416 nt
Organism: Marchantia polymorpha subsp. ruderalis
Lineage: Eukaryota; Viridiplantae; Streptophyta; Marchantiopsida; Marchantiales; Marchantiaceae
Source: the annotation of a GenBank genome assembly
CGAUCACGUCCAGGACACCUUGCUCUGGCUCGUCUGUAUAAAAUACGGAGAGCACAAAUCGAAGACUGUACAUCAUGUUCGAUCGGUAUUUACAAUAUUCUCCUCGGCCAACAGUUCCGAAGACUUCUCAUCCUUUCAAAAUAUGUAAACUGUUUUUAUUGCCUCGAGUUGCAACAUUUACAAGAAACCUGGAGUCCUCGAUUGCUGGCACCUACUGCUCGGGCCUGAUGUCAGCUACUAUUGUACAAUCGAGUUUAAAUGGAGAAACCCUUCUGAAACCUGGUGAUGCUGAGCUCAGGAUUCAUAGCAGUACGAAAGUGACAGCUCAGGAGAACAUAUAGAAAUAUAGAGCCGUUUAUUCCUCUCCUCACCUCCAGUCCCAGUUGCAAAAUUAAGCUCCUCUCGUCAAAGUGUCCAUAUCGAUCCAUCACAAACUCAUAUCUUUCAUUUCAAAAGCUUGAAGCGCUUCCUUGCAGGUCAUGUCAGAUGUUGGCUCCGCUGGUUUUCGAGUUCUUCCAUGUCACACGUUCAGUCAAUUUUUUCGCUCGCUUGAAGUUUCUCCUCGAGAAUGCGGAAUUUGUGCUUAAGGUCUUCCAAUUCAGUCAACCGUUUGUGCACGCGGUUUAUCACAGCAGCCAGGAGGACAAUGGUGCCGAGCAUGAGACACUCCAAUUCGGAAUUACGUUGGAGGGCUGACUCCGCCAGAAUUACAUUCAUGGCUGCUCCACUCGCUUUCAGAUCGUGUAGUGCAGUCGAGUGCAGAUACGUGUAAACCGACAAUCCAAAGAGAACGCAGCAAACGACGUGCAAAGUCCUCGUGACGUGCUUUCCUCCGGAACUCCUGCUGAAACUCAAUAAAAAUCUCGCCAGCCUUGCCACGGGCGUCAGUAUCGUUAUCAUCGACAGCAGGAUCACCCAUUCUGCUAUCACAAUAACGAAGUAUAUGAAUGGCAUCAUCGUAUUGGUGUACAUCGAUCACUGUGAUGCAAUCCAGCAGAUCAGCUGGGCUAGACCUGAAUUCUUUUUUUUUCGAUCUAGCUACUCCUGAAUGCAAUGUGAUCACGAGCUCUACAAUACAGCCAGACUGACUCACAGUACGAGAUCAGCUUGUGCUGCCCACAUCAAAGGCACUCCCACCAUGGCCACCGCGGCUAGAAUUUUCAAAGCCGAAGCAUUUGACGGGAACGGUGCAGGACUGCAGACUUCGGCUCCGUCACAAGGAGAACUACCUCCUUCUCUCGUGAUCGAAGGCUUUUAUCUUGAUGUAUAACGAGCGGUUUGAGUGCUGCUGAAGAAGCGAAGUGUUUUCAAAGAUUCCUCGAUAGAGCUUCGGCAGACGCGGGGGCGGAAUUUCACUGUCCAUUAUGUAUGCGUCAAAGCGGAGUCAAGGGAGUCCUCAUCAAUGUCACUGAACGU